CCCCGUUGUUGCAUGUGAGAGUCACGUGAGAAGCCGCAUUUUAAAGGGAAAGCGAGACGGCCUCAUGGCAUAACACUACGGCUCGGGCAAAACCUCCGUUGGUGGGGUGGGAUUAUGCUACGCUGCAGCGCAAAAAUGGUGGCGCUUCUCCCCAAUUCCCGCAUCGUCGCCUCCCACGGCCUCGGCCUUCCUCGCAUUCCCUUCGCCCGAUUCCGCAACUUGCAUCGUUUCGCUUCGGAUUGCGGUAGGAAGAGGCUUCCUGGUGCCCGCUAUCCGCUCGGCCCCUUGUUUUCCUUCACGAAUCCCCCCUCUUCCGUGGGGUUUGGAGGUGUGGUUCGUCUUUUGUCGUCCGGAUUUGAGCCGAAGGGUUUCGAUUCCCUGCGGCUUCGAGCCGCUUCUGAUGGUGGUUCUGGCGGUCCCAACGGUGGUGAUGGUGGCUCCGGCGGUGGAGGUGGAGACGAGAGCGGUGGUGGGAAUGAUCGGUUCUUUUUGUCGUGGUACUUGAUGGCGCUUGAUAAAUAUCCAGUGAUAACUAAAGCUAUUACAUCUGCACUUCUAACUCUUAUUGGAGAUUUAAUUUGCCAGCUAUUGGUUGAUCAGGUAACCAAGUUGGAUUUAAGGCGAACAUUUGUGUUUACUUUCUUGGGACUUGUGCUAGUGGGUCCCACAUUGCAUUUCUGGUACUUGUAUCUCUCUAAGUUGGUCACAUUUCCUGGAGCAUCAGGUGCAUUCUUGCGCCUUAUCCUUGACCAGUUUGUCUUCUCUCCCAUCUUCAUAGGAGUCUUUCUUAGCUCAGUUAUUGCCUUGGAAGGAAGGCCUUCUCAAAUAAAGCAGAAGCUUCAACAGGAGUGGUUUUCAGCAGUGCUAGCAAAUUGGCAAUUGUGGAUACCCUUCCAAUUUCUUAACUUUCGGUUUGUUCCUCAGAAGUUUCAGGUUCUAGCUGCGAACUUUGUUGCUCUUGCAUGGAAUGUGAUUCUCUCAUUUAAAGCCCAUAAAGAAAUUGUGCUGAAAUAGCUGGCUAAGUCAACAUUUGCUCGCACCAAUCUCAGCAACCAGUUGCAUGUUUUCAGAAAUAAUGCAGCCAAGUAAAGGUUUAUUUGCGAGCAGUUAGCAUUUGACCAGUUUUAGUUUGUUUCUUUUAUGUAAGUCUAGAGGAAACAUGCGCUAUUUUAGGACGUUUGUCUUGUUGCUUUAAUUGAGGUUGCAUUUCUCAUUAAAACUUCCAGAAAGCUAAAAGAUUUGUGGUUUUUAUGAGCUUUUCAUGUUUUAGCUCCUUUAUGGGACUAAUCUUUGCAGCUUUCCUUUAUUA
This is a messenger RNA of Musa acuminata subsp. malaccensis (wild Malaysian banana), 1309 nucleotides long. RefSeq names its product protein sym-1. NCBI's taxonomy places the organism in Eukaryota, Viridiplantae, Streptophyta, Magnoliopsida, Zingiberales, Musaceae. Gene Ontology annotation, cellular component: membrane; cytoplasm. The record is from RefSeq and is a predicted model, not a curated record.